CUCUAUGAGUAACAUCACAUUUUUUUGGGUGUAAUAUAUAGUGAGUAAGCUUUCACUCUCUAGCUAUGCCGCGGAGAAGAGGAAGACCUAAGAAAUCAGCGAGCCCUGGACAUGGCGUACAGACUCCAAGAAAUAGCAACGUGAGUUCGACUAAAGUAUCACCAGAUAAGGAGGUCCCUGAAUUGGAGGUUCAACAGAGUAGCGCAAAACCUAAUGAUGGUAUUGGGGAUCUGUUGAAUCUAGAUCUGAAGAACGAUAAGGAACCACCAAAAACCUAUGCGAGUGUAGUGGGAAAUCCAGAUGAUGAGUUGAAGCUGAAGUUUAUACCUGCUACUGAGCUUAAUGUUAAUCUCGUGGCGAAAUUCACGCAAGAGGAUAUCAUCGAAACAGCAACUUACUGGGACGCUACACUGGUAUGUUGUAUUUUGGGUGCUAAUCCUCCUUUGGAGGUGGUUAAGGGAUUCAUUAACAGAAUUUGGAAGGAAUAUGAGAUAGAGGAGGUAUCACUGCUAAAAGAAGGACAGUUCAUUGUUAUGUUUAAGAAAUCUGAAGAUCGAGACAAUGUCCUCAAGUGGAAGUACUAUUAUUUUGAUAAUAAACCAGUCUGGGUUCAGAAAUGGUACCCUGGAGUUAAAGUAAAUGUUGAUACACUAGAUGACAUUCCAAUUUGGAUCCAACUCCCGGAUUUGGAUAUGAAAUUCUGGAGUCUGACUGGACUGAGUAAACUGGGAAGUCUGGUGGGAAAGCCAGUUAAGAGGGACAGAGCAACAGCAAAGAAGACUAAAUAUUCUUAUGCAAGAAUUCAAGUGGAGGUUAAGGUUCAACAAGAGUUUCCCAAAGAAAUUAAGUUUGUAGAUGAAGGGGAUAGAGUGAUCACACACAACAGGUUAUAUAUGAAUGGUACCCCUGUGUUUGUUCUCACUGCAAAAAGCUGGAGCACCUGCAGGAGGAUUGCAAGAGAAAGGAAGGCAAAGAGAAUGUGAGAAG
Cuscuta campestris is the source of this 987-nucleotide messenger RNA. NCBI's taxonomy places the organism in Eukaryota, Viridiplantae, Streptophyta, Magnoliopsida, Solanales, Convolvulaceae. The record is from the annotation of a GenBank genome assembly.